Perognathus longimembris pacificus (Pacific pocket mouse) is the source of this 2106-nucleotide messenger RNA. RefSeq names its product cholinergic receptor muscarinic 1 (gene Chrm1). Gene Ontology annotation, molecular function: G protein-coupled acetylcholine receptor activity; G protein-coupled serotonin receptor activity. Gene Ontology annotation, biological process: adenylate cyclase-inhibiting G protein-coupled acetylcholine receptor signaling pathway; cognition; saliva secretion. The record is from RefSeq and is a predicted model, not a curated record. The coding region runs from base 253 to 1635 and encodes 460 amino acids. Lineage: Eukaryota; Metazoa; Chordata; Mammalia; Rodentia; Heteromyidae. The transcript has 3 exons. Gene Ontology annotation, cellular component: dendrite; synapse; plasma membrane.
GUGUUUGGGUCCCAGAAGACACCACCGGCCCCCGAGACGCAGAUGAGCUGAAGACCCUACAGACCCCUCUCCAACUCCAUGGGUGCUCCAAAUCCCACCACCCCAAUCCACCUCCAGCCCCCCCCCAAAGAUGGAUUGAAGCAAGCUGCUGACCAGAUGGAUGAGCUGGAUGCCAAGGUGAAGCCCCUUCUCUGAGGAAACCCUUACCGUGACUAGAGGAAGGGGCUCUCCCUCUCAUCCCACCCGGCCAUCAUGAACACCUCCGCGCCCCCUGCCGUCAGCCCCAACAUCACCGUCCUGGCACCCGGCAAAGGUCCCUGGCAAGUGGCUUUUAUUGGGAUCACCACAGGCCUCCUGUCUUUGGCCACCGUGACAGGCAACCUGCUGGUCCUCAUCUCCUUCAAGGUCAACACAGAGCUCAAGACCGUCAAUAACUAUUUCCUGCUCAGCCUGGCCUGUGCAGACCUCAUCAUCGGCACCUUCUCCAUGAACCUCUACACCACAUACCUGCUCAUGGGCCACUGGCCCCUGGGCACGCUGGCCUGUGACCUCUGGCUGGCCUUGGACUAUGUGGCCAGCAAUGCCUCCGUCAUGAAUCUGCUGCUCAUCAGCUUUGAUCGCUAUUUCUCGGUGACCCGGCCCUUGAGCUACCGGGCCAAGCGCACCCCUCGCCGGGCAGCUCUGAUGAUUAGCCUGGCCUGGCUGGUUUCUUUUGUCCUCUGGGCCCCAGCUAUCCUUUUCUGGCAGUACCUAGUAGGGAAACGGACAGUACUGGCCGGGGAGUGCUACAUCCAGUUCCUCUCCCAGCCCAUCAUCACCUUUGGCACGGCCAUGGCCGCCUUCUACCUCCCUGUCACCGUCAUGUGCGCGCUCUACUGGCGCAUUUACCGGGAGACGGAGAACCGGGCGCGGGAGCUGGCAGCCCUGCAGGGCUCGGAGACACCAGGCAAAGGGGGUGGCAGCAGCAGCAGCUCAGAGAGAUCUCAGCCGGGAGCUGAGGGCUCCCCAGACACCCCUCCCAGCCGCUGCUGUCCGUGCUGCCGCACCCCCAGGCUGCUGCAGGCCUACAGCUGGAAGGAGGAGGAGGAAGAGGACGAAGGCUCCAUGGAGUCCCUCACAUCCUCCGAGGGGGAGGAGCCCGGCUCCGAGGUAGUGAUCAAGAUGCCCAUGGUGGACCCCGAAGCCCAGGCUCCCACCAAACAGCCCCCCAAGACCUCCCCGAAUACAGUCAAGAGGCCCACCCGGAAAGGGAGGGACCGGUCCGGCAAAAGCCAGAAGCCCCGUGGGAAGGAACAGCUGAGCAAACGGAAGACUUUCUCCCUGGUCAAGGAGAAGAAGGCGGCUCGGACCCUGAGCGCCAUCCUGCUGGCCUUCAUCCUCACCUGGACGCCCUACAACAUCAUGGUGCUGGUGUCCACUUUCUGCAAGGACUGCGUCCCCGAGACCCUGUGGGAGCUGGGCUACUGGCUGUGCUACGUCAACAGCACCAUCAACCCCAUGUGCUACGCACUCUGUAACAAAGCCUUCCGGGACACCUUCCGCCUGCUGCUGCUCUGCCGCUGGGACAAGCGACGCUGGCGCAAGAUCCCCAAACGCCCCGGCUCCGUGCACCGCACCCCCUCCCGACAAUGCUGACUGGGGGGACCCUUCCCCCCACUCUCCCAGCAUCCUUCCACCCCAGCCCCAGUGAGAGGCCAGCGGCCAGUGGGCUGGUGGCUGCGUCCUCGGACCCAGGGCCCCUGCUCAGGUCUCGCCCAGCUCCCCCAUUUCCCCUGGGUCACCUCCCUGGGACAGACCUGCCAACUCCUCAGAACUUUUGCUAUUCCCAGGCAGGGAGUGGAAUUCAACCUGGGGGAACUGGCUUUUUUUUUUUUCUUUCUUUCUUUCUUUCUGUUCCCCGCUGUGUGGGAAUAGACUCUUCACCAGGAAGAAGGCUUGGGAGGAGGAUCCGGGCUUUGCACUCCUUGUUUGCUGUUUGAGUUUAGGCAGGAAGUCAGGAGCCAGUAGGGCGGGCCAGGAGUUUAAAGGGACGAUCUCCCUUCACCCAGCAGGGAGCCCAGAGUACUGGCAGUGAGGCCGCCCCUUCAUCUAGGGCUACAGUGGGGU